Cyphomyrmex costatus is the source of this 3690-nucleotide messenger RNA. RefSeq names its product small wing phospholipase C gamma 1 (gene sl). The transcript is spliced from 19 exons. Gene Ontology annotation, molecular function: protein binding; calcium ion binding; phosphatidylinositol-4,5-bisphosphate phospholipase C activity. NCBI's taxonomy places the organism in Eukaryota, Metazoa, Arthropoda, Insecta, Hymenoptera, Formicidae. The record is from RefSeq and is a predicted model, not a curated record. Gene Ontology annotation, cellular component: ruffle membrane. The coding region runs from base 94 to 3666 and encodes 1190 amino acids. Gene Ontology annotation, biological process: phosphatidylinositol-mediated signaling; phospholipid catabolic process; phosphatidylinositol metabolic process.
GUGAACAAUACCUACACAUGAUAAGUGUGAAACGUGUUUUUAUAUAGCUUAAUCAACAGUGUUCCGGAGACAGAGUAAUAAAAAUCUCGAAAAAUGAAUGGAAUUAUUCCUGAAAUGGAACAGAUUAUUAGUCAACUUGAAAGAGGUACCGUAGUGACUAAGUUCUUUCCGAGAAAACGGCCGGAAAAGAAAACUCUUAUGAUUAGGAGAGAAACAAGACAAAUUGUUUGGUCUAGGAGUGCAACUUUUAGACCUUUCGACGGUUCAGUGGAAAUACGAGAGGUCAAAGAAGUUAGGAUAGGAAAACAAUCUAAAGACUUUGAAAAGUGGCCUGAAGAUGCUAAGAGAAUUGAAAAUUUAAGAUGUUUUGUGAUAUAUUAUGGAUCAGAAUUUAGACUGAAAACUCUUUCCAUAUCUGCUCUUAGUGAAAAAGAAUGUGAGCUAUGGGUCAAGGGAUUGCGUCACUUAGUACAAGACACUAUAAGUGCACCAUAUCCAUUACAAGUUGAAAGGUGGCUUAGAAAAGAAUUUUACGCGAUGGAAAAUUCCCGUGAAACGGUCACAUUGAAAGAUGUGAAAGCAUUUUUACCUCGGGUUAAUUGCAAAAUUGCUACAAAUAGACUCAGAGAAUUGUUCCAAGAAGUAGAUACGAGAAAUCGGAAUGAACUUAGUUUUGAUGAUUUUGUCAUUCUGUACCAUAAAUUAAUGUUUGAUCAAAAUAAUUUUGCGGAUUGGCACAAACUGUUGAAUUAUUCUAAAACUGGACAAACUAUUACUCUCCAAGAAUUUCAAAAUUUUUUAGUAACUGAGCAGCAAGACAGAUUGGGGAAUAAUGAGUUAGAAAUAUCGCGUUUCAUUAGAGACUACUUGCAAGAUUCUCAAAGAGACAUACAAGAGCCAUACUUUACUGUUUCAGAAUUUAUAGACUUCUUAUUUUCUAAGCAUAACGACAUAUGGAAUCAAAAAUUCAACCAAGUUUCUCAAGAUAUGACUCGGCCCCUUGCAUAUUAUUGGAUAGCGUCAUCGCAUAACACAUACUUGAUGGGAGACCAGAUUAGCAGUGAAAGCAGCUGUCAAGCCUAUGUCCGCGCGCUGAGAGCAGGGUGCAGAUGUAUAGAACUUGAUUGUUGGGAUGGUCCAGAUGGAAUGCCAUUUAUAUUUCAUGGACACACUCUUACUACUAAAAUCAAAUUUUUGGAUGUUAUUAAAACUAUCAAGGAGCAUGCUUUUGCUACAUCUGAAUAUCCUGUUAUUUUGUCUAUCGAGGAUAAUUGUACUUUACCCCAACAACGUAAAAUGGCAACUACUAUGCAGGAAGUAUUUGGUGACAUGCUGUUAAUCCAACCUGUUGACAAGAAUGAAACUUGUCUACCUUCACCAUAUGCAUUACGUAGAAAAAUUUUGUUAAAACACAAAAAACUUCCCGAUGGUGUUGAUGAAUCCUCAUUUCUUAUUCGAAAUGAUGAAAGCAGACAAGAGAUGGAUCUCAGAAAUACUGUGAAAAAUGGAAUUCUUUAUCUGGAAGAUCCUAUUGAUAGAGAAUGGAAUCCUCAUUUUUUUGUAUUGACCCAACAAAAGUUAUUUUAUACAGAUACAUUUUCAAGAGCACAGGAAAUCGAGCACGAUGACGAUGAAGAAAACGGCGUUCGGAGAUCGUUAGAUGGUGCACCAAAUGAUGAAUUACACUUUGGAGAAAAAUGGUUUCAUGGAAAAUUAGCAAGAGGAAGAGAAGAGGCUGAAGAAUUACUACGACGUUAUUCCUAUCUUGGAGAUGGUACUUUUCUAGUACGAGAAUGUGUUACAUUUGUGGGUGAUUACUGUUUAUCAUUUUGGCGUAAAGGAAAGGUGAACCAUUGCCGUAUUAAACUGAAGCAAGAAAUGGGUCAAACGCAGUAUUAUCUUAUUGACACCAAUUGUUUUGACAGUCUGUACAGUUUAAUUACUCAUUAUCGUAAUCAUCCACUUAGAAGUCAAGAAUUUCUAAUCACGUUACAAGAACCAGUGCCUCAACCAAACAAACACGAGGAAAAAGAAUGGUGGCAUCCCGAAUGUACUCGAAUCGCAGCAGAAGAAAUGCUAAAGCGUAUACCUAUAGAUGGUGCAUUUUUAGUAAGACCUAGUGAAAGAGAAAGUAAUUGCUAUGCAAUUUCAUUUAGAGCGGAAAAGAAGAUAAAACACUGUAAAAUAAAACUCGAAGGGAGGCUGUAUACCACUGGAACUGUAGAAUUUGAGAGUUUAGUUGAAUUAGUCAAUUAUUAUGAACGACAUCCACUGUUCAAAAAGAUUAAAUUAAGCCACCCUGUUAAUCAGGACGUUAUCAGAAGAAUGAGUUUGGAUAAUGAUGAUGGAUCUGUUUAUGGUAUCCCAGGUUAUAUGGAUCCUACAAGUUUUAUAUCAAAAGUUACUGUUAAGGCUAUUUACGAUUAUAAAGCUAAAAGAGAUGAUGAAUUGACCUUAGUCAAGCAUGCUAUAAUUACUAACGUUAACCCGCAAAGCGGAGGAUGGUGGAGAGGUGAUUAUGGUGGUAAAAAACAACAUUGGUUUCCUGCUAAUUAUGUAGAACAAAUUGAUCAACAAGAAUCUCAAGGAGACUCAGCGGAUUCUAUGAUGCUUGGUAGCUUGCAAAAAGGUUCAUUAGAUAUUAUGGGUGCUGUGGUAGAAUUAACAAUUGGGGAAAGACCAGGUUUGGAAUGGAUUUUAAGAAUACAAAAUCCUAGUAUGUGUUCAGUAUUUGAAGUAGCGACGCCUUCGAAAGAUGCCGCGUUAGAAUGGAUGUCAAGUAUCAAAGAGACUGCACAAAAUGCAAGUGUUAGGGAAAGUCAACACAAAGAAAUGGAAAGAGCAUGGAGAAUAGCUAAGGAAAUGUCUAAUCUUAUAGUAUAUUGCAGAUCAGUUGCAUUUAACAUAGAACGAAUAAGAACCAAGGGAUUUACGUUCAAUGAAAUGAGUAGUUUUCCUGAAACAAAAGCCGAAAAAUUAAUGUGUCAACAAGAAAAUAAAUUUUUUAUCAAGUAUCAUCAGGUUCAAUUUAGUAGAGUUUAUCCAAAGGGGCAACGUAUCGAUUCAUCUAAUUAUAAUCCCAUACCAAUGUGGAAUUCUGGUUGUCAGAUGGUAGCUUUGAAUUAUCAAACUGGAGAUAAAUCAAUGCAAUUGAAUCAAGCUAAGUUUAAGGAAAAUGGCAAUUGUGGCUAUUUAUUGAAACCAGAAUUCAUGUUUAGAUCUGACUUCAACCCAUACGACAAAAAUACAUUGUAUGGCGUUGAAUCACUCAAAAUUAGCUUAAAAAUUAUUGGAGCGAGACAUUUAAUGAGAUCAGGAAGAGGCACUGCCAGUCCAUCCGUCGAGAUCGAAAUUAUAGGUGCAGAUUUUGAUUCUGGAACAAAAUUAACAACAAGGACGAUACAGGAUAAUGGAUUUAAUCCAAUGUGGAAUGAAACAUGCGAAUUCGAAGUAUUCAAUCCAUAUUUUGCUCUUAUACGAUUUUUAGUACAAGACGAAGAUAUGUUUGGCGACAGCAAUUUCAUAGGACAAGCUACUUAUCCUGUACGCUGUUUAAGAAUGGGAUAUAGAAGUGUUCCAUUAAAAAACAUAUAUAGCGAAGAUCUUGAGCUUGCUUCCUUAUUAAUACAUAUUGCAACUUCAUCAGUAAUGAGAAAUUUCAUUUAAAGUACAUAAUACAUAAAAUAAAGC